Postia placenta MAD-698-R-SB12 is the source of this 336-nucleotide messenger RNA. RefSeq lists its product as hypothetical. The record is from RefSeq and is a predicted model, not a curated record. The transcript has 5 exons. Lineage: Eukaryota; Fungi; Basidiomycota; Agaricomycetes; Polyporales; Adustoporiaceae. The annotation marks the transcript as partial.
GCCGUUGCGCACCGCCCCCGCGGCGAACUGGCGCGCCGCCAGUCGUACAGUAACGCGCGGUUCACGUACUACUCCGUUGGGAUGGGUGCUUGCGGGCAGGAAAGCCAGCCCAGUGAUUUCAUUGUGGCGCUAGAUACUGCACUCUAUGGGGACGGUUAUCCUGGUCCGCAGUGCUUCAAGUCCAUUACGAUCACUGCCAACGGCAAGACGACCACUGCGACCAUCAUGGACGAGUGCCCCGGUUGCCCGUCGGGCGGCCUCGAUAUGUCUGAGGGCCUGUUCCAGUUCUUCGCCGACCUGAGCGUUGGUGUGCUCUACGGCACGUGGUACUACAAC